Bufo gargarizans (Asiatic toad) is the source of this 1365-nucleotide messenger RNA. Its product is annotated as E3 ubiquitin-protein ligase Mdm2-like. Gene Ontology annotation, cellular component: nucleus. Gene Ontology annotation, biological process: negative regulation of apoptotic process; regulation of cell cycle. The transcript is spliced from 10 exons. The record is from RefSeq and is a predicted model, not a curated record. Bases 1 to 1365 code for a protein of 454 amino acids. Lineage: Eukaryota; Metazoa; Chordata; Amphibia; Anura; Bufonidae. Gene Ontology annotation, molecular function: identical protein binding; ubiquitin protein ligase activity.
AUGGUGAUCUUAACUCAAGGACAUAAACCAGCGCCUGAGAUGACUGGCAGCGACUUACACCCGUCUCCCUUUAAGCUUGUAAGACCAAAUGCUCUUCUGCUAAAUCUGUUACAAUCUGGUGGUGCCAAGAAGGAAACCUUUACAAUGAAAGAGGUAAUUCACCAUCUUGGUCAGUACAUUAUGGCCAAGCAGUUGUAUGACAAGAAGCAGCAGCACAUUGUCCACUGCUCUAAUGAUCCUCUCGGAGAACUAUUUGGGGUAAGACCAAAUGCUCUUCUGCUAAAUCUGUUACAAUCUGGUGGUGCCAAGAAGGAAACCUUUACAAUGAAAGAGGUAAUUCACCAUCUUGGUCAGUACAUUAUGGCCAAGCAGUUGUAUGACAAGAAGCAGCAGCACAUUGUCCACUGCUCUAAUGAUCCUCUCGGAGAACUAUUUGGGGUACAGAGCUUCUCUGUUAAAGAACCCAGGAGACUGUAUGCAAUGAUUUUCAGAAAUCUGCUAACUACUGAUCCAGAAGAAAGUUCUUCAAAUGGUCAACCAUCAGAACCUCAGAGAGAGGGCCAGAAGUCAGACGGUAUCUCUUUAACCCUAGAUGAGAGCCUUUCAUGGUCGGUGAUAAGUGACUCUACAGACACCUCUUCUAAUGCAGACCAUGAGGCAGGUUCUGUCUCUGAUCAGUUCAGUGUUGAGUUUGAGGUGGAGUCUGUAUAUUCCGAAGAUUAUAGUCCUAGUGGAGGAGAAGAAAGUCUGUCAGAUGACCUGGAUGAUGAGGUUUACCAGGUGACUAUGUACCAAGAUGAAGAAUUGGGAGACUCUUUGGACGAGGAGAUGGACAUUUCUGAAGCUGAUUACUGGAAGUGUUCACAGUGUGAUGAGAUGAAUCCUCCUAUUCCAAGAUACUGUAAAAGAUGUAGGUCUCUUCGUAAAGACUGUCUCCCAGACCAAAGUGAAAAGAAGAAUUUCCCCUUGAAAAGAAAAGGGAUUGAAGAUUCCCUGGAAGAUGUGGGCAUUGAUGUCCUAGAUGGCAAAAAGCCAAAACUGACAGAUAUGCAAGAUUCAGUUCUCGCAAGAAAAGAGGAUGAGGGAAUCCAGAGCUUUUCUCAGCCCUCCACAUCUUGUAGUCAGGAGGAGUACAGAGAUGGUGACCAAGCUCACCAGGAAAGUUUAGAAGGGAGCCUUCCACUUUCUAGUGUUGGACCUUGCGUAAUCUGCCAGACUAGGCUGAAGAAUGGCUGCAUUGUCCAUGGCAGAACAGGGCAUCUCAUGGCAUGUUAUACAUGCGCGAAAAAGCUUCAGAAGAGGGACAAGCCUUGCCCUGUAUGCAGACAACCAAUUCAAAUGAUCGUAUUAACCUAUGUCAGCUAG